Messenger RNA from Cucurbita pepo subsp. pepo (vegetable marrow), 1008 nucleotides. NCBI's taxonomy places the organism in Eukaryota, Viridiplantae, Streptophyta, Magnoliopsida, Cucurbitales, Cucurbitaceae. The record is from RefSeq and is a predicted model, not a curated record.
AAGAAAAGAAAAGAAAAAGAAAAGAAAAGAAAAAGAAAAGAAAAGAAAAAGAAAAAGAAAAAGAAAAAGAAAUAUGCAGAAAAGGGGAGCAAAUGGGAAUUAGGGUUUACCACUGCUGGAUCACGUGGGGGACGCAUGGCUUCCCAGAGAGAGUAAGAAAAGGAGGCAACCCUUUUCUUUUUCUUUUUAUCUUUCACAAUCACGCUGAGAUCCAACGACACAGUUCACCCUCACGCGCUCUCCUAUACGCGUGCAACCCACACUCCCACUUCUCUACAUAAAUAAACUACCACAGUCUUCAUACUCAAAUUGCUCGCCAAUCAUCUCAUCAUUUCCACAUUUCACCGCUCUUUGCUCUGCAACUGCCACGGAACCGGCAUCUCAAUCGCCUUCCACUUUCCACAUUUCACCGCUCUUUGCUCUGCAACUGCCACGGAACCGGCAUCUUCAUCUUCAUCUUCAUCUUCAUCUUCAUCUUCAUCUUCAUCUUCAUCUUCAUCUUCAUCUUCAACUCCAACUCACAUGGCGCAAAUGUGGCUUCUCUGGUGGCCAAAGAACUCCUCUGCCGCCGCCAAAACUAGCACAUCCUCUGCCACCGGCGCCGUAACUGCAACUUCGCUCGCCACAAAGGUAUCCUCCUCGCACUGCAACCGCAUCGCCAAACUGUUGCGCAAACUGAAGAAACGCGGCAGAGUACUCUGUAGCACAACUGGAGAGAGCAGCAGCAACUUCCAAUGCCGCUACGAUCCUUUGAGCUACUCUCUCAACUUCGACACCAGCGGGUGCGGAAGCUUGUUAGAUGAGCACUACUAUCAGUUCUGCGCUUUCUCCUCGAGAUUCGCGUCCAAUCCAGGAACUGUUUCUCGUCCUGCUCCUGAUGGAACAGUCACUGCUUCUCGCUAGCGCGAUCUCUAUCCCUAGCAUUUUUCUUUUCUCUUUCUUAACCGAUCUUUAACUUGUAUGCAACAUUAGGGUGAUUUUGAUUUAUAUAUAAAAAUAUACCUGGUU